Molecule: messenger RNA, 1187 nt
Organism: Punica granatum (pomegranate)
Lineage: Eukaryota; Viridiplantae; Streptophyta; Magnoliopsida; Myrtales; Lythraceae
Source: RefSeq, a predicted model, not a curated record
GACAUAAGAGGGAGAGGGGGGAAGAGAGAGAGAGAAACAAGCAAAGGAAAAGCGAUACUUCACCAAACAAAGGUUUCCUAAGAAAACUGCUAUUCCUCUAGCCUCUGUCUCACCACAUCUGCUAGAGUUUCUGAUGGAAGGCCGGACGACGACUGUCAACAUGCUCGCUGGAGCUGAGCUGACCCUCAGCUUGCCUGGUGGAGAUCAUGGAGCCGAGGUCGAAGUCGUACGAGCCAGCGGAAAGAGAGGGUUUUCCGUGACUGAAGUGGACCUCAAACUCGACCUCAAGGCAAAGGAGUCACCACAUAUGGAUCCAUGUAACUACACCCAGGAGAAGAUGAAAUCGGAUCCUGCAAAGCCACCAGCCAAGGCUCAGGUUGUCGGUUGGCCACCAGUGCGGUCAUACAGAAAGAAUAUUGUGGCUCAUAACAACAAGAGCAGUGCUAGUGAGGAGGCCGGUGAGAAGGGAAUCAUGAGCAGUACCGGAGGCGUGGCAAGUGCAGCGUUCGUGAAGGUUUCCAUGGAUGGAGCGCCUUACCUCCGUAAGGUUGACUUGAAGAUGUACAAGAGCUACAAGCAGCUGUCUGAUGCCCUAGGGAAGAUGUUUGGUUCUUUUACUACAGGGAAUUAUGGAGCUCAUCAAGGGAUGAUAGACUUCAUGAAUGAGAACAAGCUAAGGGAUCUUUUGAGCGGCUCCGACUAUGUUCCCACAUAUGAAGACAAGGACGGGGAUUGGAUGUUGGUCGGCGACGUUCCUUGGGAGAUGUUUGUUGAUUCGUGCAAGCGCCUGCGAAUUAUGAAAGGUUCCGAAGCUAUUGGUCUUGCUCCAAGGGCGAUGGAGAAAUGUAAGAGCAGAAGCUGAGAUGAGCCUUUUGUCGGUUGAGAGACUUGCAGCAUAUGAUCACAUGUAGCUAAGGUUAAUUAAGGAUAAAAGAGAUCGAUGAUGUCAUGUGGCGUUAUGCCUUUUGAUCAGUGUAUCUUCAUAUAUUAAAAUUUCCACUGUUUCUUUUUCUUUUUAUAAUGUUUUUUCAGCUUUUACAUUGCUUGUGUUUGUACAUAUAUAAUAUAUGGUUGUUGCGAUAUUUGUAGUGGGACAUAAGCAAACGUACGUAACUCCAGUUCCUUGCGCUGUUGUUUGGCUUGCUUGUUGAAUCGGUAAAAACUUCAACGUGUGUGUGUUCUGCUUC